Aspergillus saccharolyticus JOP 1030-1 is the source of this 1120-nucleotide messenger RNA. RefSeq lists its product as uncharacterized. The record is from RefSeq and is a predicted model, not a curated record. The annotation marks the transcript as partial. Lineage: Eukaryota; Fungi; Ascomycota; Eurotiomycetes; Eurotiales; Aspergillaceae. The transcript is spliced from 2 exons.
CCAUGACUGACACUGAGAACAAUGCCACUGCUGGCACUACCACACUAUCCCACCCUAGGACUCUGAACGAUGGGGAUUAUUGCUUCCGAACCGCAAUUUGGUUGAGUUCGGAGGAAUUCUUUGAAAAUGGUGCAGCGUGGCGGCCGGACUAUCCCCUCUUGCGAAGGCCACCUUUUAGACCCAAUCGGCCUGAUGGCACUAACGAGGACGACGAGGACAACGGGGACGAGGACGACGACAGUCACUAUUCCAGCGACGAGGAAUCCGAGGACACCGAGCCGAGAUCGGACCUAGACCCUAAACCAUUGAUCAUCAUGGUCUAUAUCCCCGACGAAAAUGAGGAAGACUGGCAGGAGUACAUACCGCCCGGCUUAACUGACACAGUCGAUAUCGAAUGGACUUGCAGCAUCGCUGCAUUCGAGCGACUCUUGUGGCUUAGGCCGCCCGAAUUAGGAGCAGAUGUGGAUCCAGAGUCGCGAAUGCCCAAUCCACGCCUGCGCGCAGUUAUCAUAACCGAUCUAGAGGUGCUCAGUAACCAAUUCGAGCCUUUUACGGAUCACAUUAUGGAGCGACACGAGAGAAUGGAAGCGCAGUGGACACUUCUUCUGGCGCCUCGAGUGGCCGGCGAAGCUGAUGAGGAUACUGUCCAGAACUUUCUCUACAACGUAUGGGAUCUGGACUGGCAGAUCUCAGGCCGGACGAUUGGCGCCUGCAACUUUGAGCUUACUCCUGAAGCCCAAGAGAAUUGGCAGAUCCCGGACAUUGCGCUGGGGGGCAACAGAUUUGUGCCUGGGCCAGCGCUUGCAUCGUUCCACAAUAGGACGAAACACCUACUUUGUUGCCAAUGACGAAUAUCUCAGUGCGGAUAACCAGGAAAUCGUGACCCAGUGGUGUCCUGCUGCCCUGGACAUACUCUCGUACCGCGGCUUCAUUGGUUAUGCGUCCAUGAACAGCUCGGUGGUUGAUACUAUUAUGCUGAUGUGUGGCAUUCAGCGCGACAGUGAUUCGACCUGGCGAGUCCUUGAUUCUGAAGAAUUAGAGCCGGUGGAAUGGGAAUAGUAGGCGUCAGAGCUCGGUUCUCUGCGUGACCUUCUCGAUAGAUUUAAAUUACAAUAUUCGC